AUUUGGAGGCGGCGAAAGAUGCCGAGAGCUUUACUUUUCAAGCGGUCGCAUUUUCGAUCUUGGAGAAAGAGCGAAACUUCUGAAGAAGAUAGUCAACUGCAGUUGCAACUUUUACAAUGUUCAUCUCCAGAUUCCGGCUACGGAAAAAGUCCUUGUUCCGAUGAUAUUUCACCUUUAUCACCGGUACACACUACACCGUCUGUCAGAACUGCUGCAACAACCCCUCCUCAAAGUUCUUUGGCGAAGAAAAAGGGUAAGUCAAAAGUUUGCCGGAAGCUGCAAUUCGAGACAUCCUCUCCAGUGUCUGGAACUAUAAUCAGAUCGAUAGACGAUCCUUCGAUCGGACAAAUCGUUAGUGGCGAUAUCGAUACCAAUUUGAAUUGGGUUUCGGUUACUGCUGAAGCAAGAGCGGAAUUGGCGAGAAUCGAAAACAAGUUGGGCGAUUAUACGUGUCAAUUGUGCAGGGAAAAGUAUACUGACGCAUUCGAUUUAGCGCAACACCGUUGUUCUUGUAUAGUUCACGUUGAGUACAAGUGCCCAGAAUGCGACAAAGUGUUCAACUGCCCGGCAAAUUUGGCGUCUCAUCGGCGCUGGCAUCGUCCCAAACAGCAGCAAACAACUACACCGUCAAAUCAGGAUGAUCAGGAGGCGCAAUUCGAAUGUUCUGAAUGUGGAAAAAAAUUCAGAAGAGCAGCCUAUUUACGUAAGCAUUCUUUUACCCACUCGACAGAGCCAUCAUCUGGUUCAUCGUACGCCUGUCCAACAUGCGGUAGACUAUUUAAGACUACUGCAUUACGGGAUAAGCACGCAGUAUCGGCUCACUCUACCCAACCUCCUUGGAUUCGUUCUACGUCACCUGGCUCUCUUAUUCAACAAGUGUGCGAUGCUACGUUCAAUCAAUCAAAUCUGUUUCACUGCUGCUAAAUUAAAAAAAAGACAUAUAUAUGAAGAGAAAAUGAAAUGAAGACCGAGACUAGUCAUAUAUACUGUACAUGUAUGUAAAUUUGUGUAUGUAUAAAUGUAUAUAUA
Molecule: messenger RNA, 1029 nt
Organism: Dimorphilus gyrociliatus
Lineage: Eukaryota; Metazoa; Annelida; Polychaeta; Dinophilidae
Source: the annotation of a GenBank genome assembly